AAACGAAGCGUCGAUUUCCCUACGCUUUGACUGGGGAAACACUUUCCGUCAAACAACAAUUUUUUCUCCCCCUUUCACCUGCAUAACAAUCCGCGACAGACAUCAUGGUGAAGAAAGGAAAGCUCAAGGCGGCUCUCGAAGCCCAUAAGGGCGUCAACUGGAAACUCGAGCACGAGAAGAGAGUGCGAAAAGAGGCCGAAAAGAAGAAUCGCACAAAGCAGGAAGCUGCUGCAGAGAAGGCAAACGAAGAACAGGGCAGCGAGAGCGAAGAAGAAGAGCAGGAUGGAAAACUGCAAAUGAAGGAGGUCGGCGAAAGCGAGGACUCCAGCGCCGAAGAGGAUGGCGAACAAUGGGAGACCGAUGAGGAUGAAGAGGAAGAAGACGAGGAACCUCAACUGAUUGACAUGGCAAACAUUGAUGACAGCGAAAGCGAGAGCGAGAGCGACAUCAAUGGUCCCGAGGACGAUGAAGACGAGGACGAAGACGAAGAAGAGGAAGAGGAAGAAGAAGACAUUGCUCUCUCCGACAUUGAAGAUCUGCCCGAAGAAGAAAAAGACGACCUUGUUCCGCACCAGCGAUUAACAAUCAACAAUGGUCCUGCGCUGCAAAAGGCAUACAAAUCAAUUGCCCUCCCGCUUUCCUCGCUCCCCUUUUCCGCCCACCAAUCCAUUACUUCGUCCGAACCUACCAAGAUCGAAUCCAUCGACGACGACCUCACUCGCGAACUGGCAUUCUACAAGCAGUCUCUUGGCGCUGUGAUUGCUGCCCGCGAGAAGUUGCGCAAGGAAGGCGUCCCCUUCACCCGGCCGACGGAUUACUUUGCCGAAAUGGUCAAGAGCGACGAGCACAUGGGCAAGAUCAAGGGCAAGCUGGUUGAGGAGGCGUCCCGCAAGAAGGCCUCCGCUGAGGCCCGCCGACAGCGCGACCUCAAGAAGUUUGGCAAGCAGGUGCAAGUUGCCAAGUUGCAGGAGCGUGACAGGGCCAAGCGCGAUACGCUUGACAAGAUUAAGCUCUUGAAGCGGAAGCGCCAAUCCGGUGACAUUGAGGACGCCAAUGAAAAUGACCUUUUCGAUGUGGCUCUCGACGAUGCUGCCGCUGACGCCAAGAAGCAGCAGCAGCAGCGAUCAGGCGCCAACCCGAAGCGCCAGAAGCGCGAUGCUAAAUUCGGCUUUGGCGGCAAGAAGCGUCACGCCAAGAGCGGUGAUGCCUUUUCCAGCUCCGACAUGACCGGCUUCUCAGCCAAGGCUAUGAAGGCCAAGGGAAGUAAACCUGGCAAGGGCGGAGCGGCCAAGCGGCCUGGCAAGAGCCGAAGAGCCAAGAAGGCUUGAAGGAGCCUACGCGAUUUAGUCGAGAUGAUUGACCUCUAUUGGUUUCUCCAUGAUUUCGUCUGUUUGGUGUAUUCAUUUCUUCAUACGCUUAUAUUCUAUGUUCGUGGUUUCUCGUUAGUUCUACAGACAACCGGCGGGGGUAAAAAGUGUUUGUGUCAUUGGCUUUGCUUGCAAUCUUCAUCAUUGGCGUUUUGAUGCCCGCUGUUGCGUGUAUUGUAUUUCUUCUAGAUUUAGGCAUUAAAAAUGCACUCAAAGGGCAUUUAAGAGAUUUUGAAAAGGAUCACUUUUGUCAAUGGC
Messenger RNA from Xylona heveae TC161, 1625 nucleotides. RefSeq names its product Ebp2-domain-containing protein. The record is from RefSeq and is a predicted model, not a curated record. The coding region runs from base 105 to 1328 and encodes 407 amino acids. Gene Ontology annotation, biological process: ribosomal large subunit biogenesis; rRNA processing. The transcript has 3 exons. Lineage: Eukaryota; Fungi; Ascomycota; Xylonomycetes; Xylonales; Xylonaceae. Gene Ontology annotation, cellular component: nucleolus; preribosome, large subunit precursor; nuclear periphery.